Molecule: messenger RNA, 4135 nt
Organism: Sander lucioperca (pikeperch)
Lineage: Eukaryota; Metazoa; Chordata; Actinopteri; Perciformes; Percidae
Product: aminopeptidase Ey-like
Exons: 21
Coding region: 864-3773 (969 amino acids)
Biological process (GO): proteolysis; peptide catabolic process
Cellular component (GO): cytoplasm
Molecular function (GO): peptide binding; metalloaminopeptidase activity; zinc ion binding
Source: RefSeq, a predicted model, not a curated record
UCUUACACUUUAUAAAGAUGAGUAAGAAACUUUUCUCUUUACAGCCUGUUCUAAACACAAGUUGUGACAGUUCAAGGUUACAACAUGAGCUGCUAAGCAGUUUUACAGACUUUUUAUGACCUCUAUAAAGUUGAAAAUAAUAAAAGGGUUAAAGAGGCUCACUGUCAGUUAAUCUACCAGUCACCGUGAGUACUGCACAGGUUGUGAAAACAGUUGUAUAAUGUUUUCUGUGGCUCUUGAGAAAAUUACCUAAGUGACAUCACCAAGGUAUCUGGGCUCAGGCUUGAAGAAUACACAUUUUAAAUUGCCAUAGAUUAUGAAAGAUUUGUUUCACUUCACUUCGUUCUAAUGUGGAACAAGAGGUCAAACAGAAGCUAAACAUGUUGGAACAUCAGUACAAAAAGCAGAUCCUUUUGUUCCAAAAUGUACUAAGAAUUCUUAUCCUGUAUCAUAUCAGCUAGCAUGGGACAUGGUACGUACUAAAAUUCGUACAAUGAAAUAGAAUUUGUAAUUAAGGGCCUCGAUAAUGCUGUCUUUUCUGAAAAGAAUGGUAUUAGACCUUUAGCUCCAUAUUUUGUAUCCAACACUGUUGAAAGAAUAUCAUUCAUACUUGGACACAGUUGUAUUCUGAAGAAAAUUACCAAACUGGAUUCAUCUUCAAGACAAGCCUCAACAAGUUCAGGACCAGACACAGGAGUUAAUGACUGUAUAUUCUGUGUUUGAUGAUUGUGCAAUAUCCUGCUGCAUUAUUUGGAAAGACUUAAUUUGGAUCUGCUGGGGAAAGCUUUUCAGGACACAUUUUCAACUGAGCGACCUGGUGCAGGCCACUGAAUCCAGUCAAAAGUAACUAAAUACAAGGAGACAUGGGGAAAGGCCUCUUCAUCAGCAAAGCAGUGGCAGUAACCUGCGUGGUUGCAGCCAUCAGUGCUGUGGCCACCAUCAUAGGCCUGUCUGUGGUUUACGCUAAGGAGAAGACAAAGAAUGAAGUGACACCUCCAAAUACUGCCAGCCCCACCAGCCCCACCAGCCCCACCAGCCCCACCACACCCUCCACCCCCAAGGAGCCCUGGCAGCGCUACAGACUUCCAGACUCCCUUGUUCCUGUCUGGUACAAUGUCACCCUGUGGCCCAGGCUGGAGCCCAACGCAGACGGCAUGUACAUCUUCAAAGGACACUCCAUUGUGGUCUUCAAAUGUGUGAAGGAAACCGACCUCAUCAUCAUCCACUCUAACAAGCUGAACCUCACCAGCUUUGAGGGACACCAAGCCGUAUUGGGGGGCCUCGAUGGAGCCACUGUGCCCAGCCUGAAAAAGUCCUGGCUGGAGAUUCCCACCCAGUACCUGGUGGUCCAGCUCAACAGCCCACUGAAGGCCGGCAGCACAUAUACACUUUUUACCGAGUUUGUUGGAGAGCUGGCUGAUGACCUGGGAGGAUUCUACAGGAGUGAAUACAAAGAAGAUGGAGUGAUAAAAGUUGUUGCCACGACUCAAAUGCAGCCAACGGAUGCCAGGAAAGCCUUCCCCUGCUUCGAUGAGCCCGCAAUGAAAGCUGUCUUCUACAUGACUCUCAUUCACCCCCAUGGGACGGUGGCUCUGUCCAACGCCAUGAACUACGACCCUGUUAACAUCACUUUGGAUGGACACAAUUUAAUUCAGACACGUUUUGAACCGACAGAGAUUAUGUCAACCUACUUGCUGGCUUUUGUUGUGUGUGAUUUCACAUUCACGACAAACACGACGAAUCCCCAUGCAGACGUUUUGAUCAGGAUCUGGGCUCGUAGGAAGGCUAUAGAGGAGGGCCAGGGAAACUAUGCCCUGGAGAAGACUGGGCCCAUACUAACAUUCUUUGAGAACUACUACAAGUCUCCUUACCCCCUGAACAAGUCAGACCAGAUCGCUCUUCCUGACUUCAGUGCUGGAGCCAUGGAGAACUGGGGCCUGAUCACCUACAGAGAAACAGCCCUCUUAUAUAAUCCUGGCGUGUCAUCCAAUGGAGACAAGGAGUGGGUGGCAACAGUCAUCUCGCAUGAGCUCGCUCAUAUGUGGUUUGGGAACUUGGUGACCACACGGUGGUGGAAUGACUUGUGGCUCAACGAGGGGUUUGCCACCUAUGUCUCUUAUCUUGGAGCCAACUAUGUUGAACCAACGUGGAAUAUGAAAGAUUUAAUAGUUUUGAAUGAGAUCAUUGGUGUGAUGGCUGUGGAUGCCUUGGCCUCCUCCCAUCCCCUCUCGUCCAAAGAGGAGGACAUCCUGAAGCCGGAGGACAUCAGUGCACUGUUUGACUCCAUCACAUACAGCAAGGGAGCUGCUGUCCUUAGGAUGCUCUCAGAGUUUAUCACUGAGGCUGUCUUUUCAAAAGGACUCCAGACAUACUUAGAGGAGUUCAAGUAUAAGAACACAGUCUACACAGACCUCUGGAGGCACCUGCAAGUGGCAGUGGAUGAAUCCAGCAUAAUGCUGCAGCACUCUGUAGAGACUAUCAUGAACCGGUGGAUUCUACAGAUGGGGUUCCCAGUGGUCACCAUCAACACCAAGACUGGAAGAAUCACCCAGAAUCAUUUCUUGUUGGACCCAGACUCUGUCGUGGACACACCCUCAGUGUACAAUUAUGAGUGGUUUGUCCCAAUUACAUGGAUUAAGACGGGUGGAGUGGAACAGCAGUACUGGCUUCUUAACAAAGAAGCAACAAACACAAACAUGACUCUAGGUGCUAAUGAUUGGCUGGUGGCCAAUGUAGAUAUGAAGGGCUUCUACAGAGUCAACUAUGACCCUGAAAACUGGGUGCGUCUACUCACCAAGCUGAGCUCCAAACAUCAGGAUAUUCCAGUGAUCAACCGAGCUCAAAUUAUUGACGAUGCUUUUAACCUCGCAAGGGCAAAGCUGGUGGACACAACUUUGGCUCUGAAGACUACCAAGUUCCUCAGUAAAGAAGUUGAAUACAUACCCUGGGAGACAGCCAGUCGCAACUUGAACUAUUUCUUCCUGAUGUUUGACCGCAGUGAAGUGUAUGGACCCAUGCAGGCUUACCUAAAGAAACAGGUCACCCCUCUGUUUAACUACUUCAAAGAGCUCACUGUCAACUGGACAAAGAUUCCAGAAAAGCACACGGACCAGUACAACCAGGUGAAUGCAAUCUCUAAGGCCUGCAGCACGGGAGUGGAAGGCUGUGAGGAGCUGACCACUGGCUGGUUCAGAGAGUGGAUGAACAAUCCAGCUAAAAACAACAUUAGUGCCAACUUGAAGUACGCAGUGUACUGCAGUGCGAUUGCAGCAGGAGGAGUGGAUGAGUGGGACUUUGCUUGGUCCAUGUACAAGAACACCACCAUUGCUUCGGAGGCUGAUAAACUGAUGUCUGCUCUGUCCUGCACCAAACAGCCCUGGCUGCUGAACAGGUAUCUGGAGUACUGUCUGGACCCAAAGAAGAUCCGUAAGCAGGAUGCCACCUCCACCAUCGUUUCCAUAGCUCGUAACUCCAUCGGUCAACCCCUGGCAUGGGACUUUGUCAGAGCCAAAUGGGACCACCUAUUCAAUGACUAUGGUGGUGGAUCAAUUUCUUUUGGAGGACUAAUUAAUGGAGUGACCCAACGAUUCUCCUCUGAGUUUGAGUACAAGCAGUUGCUGCAGUUCAAAGAAGACAACGCAGGGCAGUUAGGCUCGGCCGCCCCGUCUCUUGAGCAGGCACUGGAGAGAACCAAGGCCAACAUGAACUGGGUGGCCAAGAACAAGGAUCAGGUGCUUAAAUGGUUCCAAAGUGAAGCUUCUUCUCCCGUUUAAUGCUCUAAUGUUUAAUGCUAAAGUUUUUAAAUGUUUUUAAAUAAAUGAGAUUGUUUUACUCCAGCUGGAACCAAAUGUAUACAUGUUCUAAAUCUAAUGGAGCUUUUUUAAAGGUAAAGUUUUGAUAAUGAAUUUUUAUGGAUAAAGACUAUUUGAUACCAAAAUCUAGUUUUGUAUGUGGACACUAUGUUUUAAUACUGUACGUACUGUCAACAUAAGAAGGAGUUUAGGGGAAUUUAAAGAUUUUGACUAAAUGACAAAAGUGUGAUAUUCUGUGCUUAGCAGGCUGCAUCCCCAUAUGUUUUGCAUAUGUUGUGGAUCCCAGUCUAAUUAAAUAAAAGUCAUAUGAAGUUGUGACAUUU